AUGGAAACCGACAAGCUCAUCAUGCCGGCAACCGGUGACAAAAAAACCGCAGUCCAGCUCACCGGAACACAAGGGACGCUUCUUGCGACUCUCUAUGCGCGCUAUCUCGAUUUCAAGUCGGACAACUCAGUGUUUGGUGACCGGUGGGCCGCUCAUGUCGUGGACCAAAUUGAUUGGGACUGGAGCCAGUUCAACUUCAGCAGGAUGUUUCCUUACCUGAUCUCGAUGCGCGGACAGCAGAUCGAUGCCUACACGCUGCGGUUCCUAGAGAAGCACAAGGAGACGGGCGCAACCGUAGUCCCGAUACAGAGGCAUGUUACUGAUGCGCAACCAAAACCAGACAUGGCAUGUGGUCUGGACGGGCGCGUCCACAGGAUGGUCGACCACUAUGGCGGUGAGCUCCCGCCGCGUGUCGUCUGGAUCGAAGCCGACUUCCCCGAGGUCAUGGAGCUGCGCAAAAAGCUGCUCCCUCAAGCCCGCGUAUCCCAGGACGGUGGCGAGUACAGACAGGAUUGCUCUUCAGUCUUGGAGAAGGAUUGGAUGGUCUCACUGCCUACCGACAAGCCCGUGCUGCUCAUUGCCGAAGGUCUGGCGUUCUACCUCGAGCCGCAUGUAGGCAAGAAGAUGUUCCGAGACCUGACGGAGAGCCUGCGACACGCGCCAGGUGGAGGCGAAAUCGUGCUCGACUGCAUUAGUAGCACAGUUGUUCAAUGGCAGAGCUGGAUCGCGGCUAUUCAAGCCGUCAAGGCAGAAUUCAGCUGGGGAAUUGACAGAGGCCACCAGGUCGAGGCUUGUCACCCGUCGAUGCACUUGCUUGAAGACAUCAUAUACGCCAACCUCCCCGGGUUUGAAGUGAUGGACUGGUGGAACAAGCUCCUGCUGUGGACGACGCGAGGCCCGACGCCGACUGCUGGUCGUAUUUUGAGGCUGGAGUUCGGUGAUGAUGUGAUGCUCAAAUUUUGA
Messenger RNA from Pyricularia grisea, 963 nucleotides. RefSeq lists its product as uncharacterized. NCBI's taxonomy places the organism in Eukaryota, Fungi, Ascomycota, Sordariomycetes, Magnaporthales, Pyriculariaceae. Gene Ontology annotation, molecular function: methyltransferase activity. The record is from RefSeq and is a predicted model, not a curated record. The transcript has 3 exons. Bases 1 to 963 code for a protein of 320 amino acids. Gene Ontology annotation, biological process: methylation.